CUAGUCAUAGACAAGUCAAGUCUAGUCAUAGACAAGUCAAGUCUAGUCAUAGACAAGUCAAGUCUAGUCAUAGACAAGUCAAGUCUAGUCAUAGACAAGUCAAGUCUAGUCAUAGACAAGUCAAGUCAAGUCUAGUCAUAGACAAGUCAAGUCUAGUCAUAGGAAAAAUAGUCUAUCUUAAAAUCCGACUGCUUUACAUUCGUUCAGAAUUUGGGAAAGGGUGUCUUUUUAAUUAGUUAACUUGUGAGAAAAGCAUGAAAAUUUUUAGUGUAUCGUUUGCUUUCAUUGAAAAGAAGAAAAUCUGCAUCUGAAGUUGAUUAUUUGGUUUGAAACGGAUAUAUAAAUACAUGUAUAUGUGUAACUGAGAUAUAUAAACAGAAAAAUAGAGUUCAGCAAAACGAGAGGAAGAAAAAGAAAAGAGAAUGAUAUUGAUCUAUAUGUACGCGGAGACUUAUUUUCGACGGCUUCCCUGAGGUCCGUCUUAUUUCAGCAUGAAGUUAAUUUUUCUUCGAAUCAAUUGAAAUUUGGUAUUUUUUUUCAAAGUUUGAUAAUAUAAAACGUGAACAGAUACAUUAUUCCGCUAAUAGCAAUAUGCAUCUGCGUACAUUUUGUACUCAAUAUUUUUAAUCAACCAGUUCAAUGCACAUUUAUAAUCUUGAAUCUGUAAUGCAACCAUUAAUUCGACUCGGUAAAUCUGUUGCAACAUUAACAAGUGAUAAUGGAUCUGAUUGGUCGGGCAAAAGUCCGUGCAAUAUAUUUAACUAUCGUGAAUUAUGGAAAAAAUUAAAACUAGAUGCUAUGAUUUUAAACAGUUACACAACUGGUAAUAGUCGAUAUAAUCCUGUCGAAAGAUCAAUGUCACCAUUAUUGAACUGGCUGGUUGAUAUUACAUUGAAACGUUGA
Molecule: messenger RNA, 903 nt
Organism: Didymodactylos carnosus
Lineage: Eukaryota; Metazoa; Rotifera; Eurotatoria; Philodinida; Philodinidae
Source: the annotation of a GenBank genome assembly